GCCGCUGCCCCUGCGUCGCCCUUGGCGCCUUACCGCACUCCCUAUCCGGAGCUGGGACCAGCGCGGCCACCGGCGCCCCCCGUGCAAACUGGGGGUGUCUGCUGGAGCAGCCCCCGCCGCUGCUGCCCGCGGCUCUGGCCAUGGCCUGGCGGGGCACAGGGCCGAGCGUCCCGGGGGCGCCCGGAGGCGUCAGGCUCAGGCUGGGGCUUAUGCUGCAGUUGCUCCUGUUCCUGCGGCCGGCGCUGGGCUUUGGGGACGACGAGGAGCGGCGCUGCGACCCCAUCCGCAUCGCCAUGUGCCAGAACCUCGGCUACAACGUGACCAAGAUGCCCAACCUGGUGGGACACGAACUGCAGACGGACGCCGAGCUGCAGCUGACAACUUUCACGCCGCUCAUCCAGUACGGCUGCUCCAGCCAGCUGCAGUUCUUCCUUUGUUCGGUUUACGUGCCAAUGUGCACAGAGAAGAUCAAUAUCCCCAUUGGCCCGUGCGGUGGCAUGUGUCUUUCAGUCAAGAGGCGAUGUGAACCAGUCCUGAAAGAAUUUGGGUUUGCCUGGCCAGACAGCCUGAACUGCAGCAAGUUCCCACCCCAGAAUGACCACAACCACAUGUGCAUGGAAGGACCAGGUGAUGAAGAGGUACCAUUGCCUCACAAGACCCCCGUCCAGCCUGGGGAAGAGUGCCACUCAGUUGGAACCAAUUCUGAGCAGUACAUUUGGGUGAAGAGGAGCCUGAACUGUGUUCUGAAGUGUGGCUAUGAUGCUGGCCUGUAUAGCCGCUCAGCUAAGGAGUUCACGGAUAUUUGGAUGACAGUGUGGGCCAGCCUUUGUUUCAUCUCCACCACCUUCACUGUGCUUACCUUCCUCAUCGAUUCAUCCAGGUUUUCUUACCCUGAGCGCCCCAUCAUAUUUCUCAGCAUGUGCUAUAAUAUUUAUAGCAUUGCUUAUAUUGUUCGGCUGACUGUAGGCCGGGAGAGGAUAUCCUGUGAUUUUGAAGAGGCGGCAGAACCCGUUCUCAUCCAAGAAGGACUUAAGAACACAGGAUGUGCAAUAAUUUUCUUGCUGAUGUACUUUUUUGGAAUGGCCAGCUCCAUUUGGUGGGUUAUUCUAACACUCACUUGGUUUUUGGCAGCAGGACUCAAGUGGGGUCAUGAAGCCAUUGAAAUGCACAGUUCUUAUUUCCACAUUGCAGCCUGGGCUAUUCCUGCAGUGAAAACCAUUGUCAUCUUGAUUAUGAGACUAGUGGAUGCCGACGAACUGACUGGCCUGUGCUAUGUUGGGAACCAAAACCUCGAUGCCCUCACUGGCUUUGUGGUGGCCCCUCUCUUCACGUACUUGGUGAUUGGAACUCUCUUCAUUGCAGCAGGUUUGGUGGCCUUAUUCAAAAUUCGGUCGAAUCUUCAAAAAGAUGGGACGAAGACAGACAAGUUAGAAAGGCUCAUGGUCAAGAUCGGUGUCUUCUCAGUCCUGUACACAGUUCCAGCAACCUGUGUGAUUGCCUGCUACUUCUAUGAGAUCUCAAACUGGGCACUUUUUCGGUAUUCGGCAGAUGACUCUAAUAUGGCAGUUGAAAUGUUGAAAAUUUUUAUGUCUUUGCUCGUGGGCAUCACUUCAGGCAUGUGGAUUUGGUCUGCCAAGACUCUUCACACAUGGCAAAAAUGUUCUAACCGAUUGGUGAAUUCUGGGAAGGUAAAGCGAGAGAAGAGGGGGAAUGGUUGGGUGAAGCCAGGGAAAGGCAAUGAAACUGUGGUAUGAGACAGCUUUUACACUUUCCUUGUUUUGAAGGAAAUGAUGAGUGAAUCUCCGUUUGAGCAGACUAGAAAACGCUUCAGCACCCCCCCACCGUCAGCCCACUACCGCUCACACCACUCAGCAUCGUCAAAACCAAUGAUUUUGCUGCAGACUUUGGAACGAUCCAAAAUUGAAAAGCCAGUCAGAGGCUUUCAAAGCUGUGAGAAAUCAAAAGGUUGAUCACUUUAGCAGGUCACAGCUUGGAGUGUGGAGGUCCUGCUUAGAUUCCCAACGUCCAGGGUGAUGCUGUUUGUCCCCCCUACUGGGUGGGAUUUCAGCUGUGAGUUGAUAACUUGCAGGGGAAAAGAUUAAUUUUUAAAACUCUUUUAAAUUUUAAAUAGUAACUAGGUCUUUCAGAUAGCAAAGUGAUCUAUAAACACUGGAAAUGCUGGGUUGGGAGACGUGUUGCAGAGUUUUAUAGUUUGGCUGGUCUAACAUAAACAUCUUCUGGCCUGCACUGUCUGCUGUUUAGAACUCUGGAGCACACUCCCAAGAGGUGGUGUCAAAAUCCUUCAGUGCCUUUGUUGUAAAACAGAAUUGUUUGAACAAACAAAAGUACUGUACUAACACACAUAAGGUAUCUAAAUAGAUUUCUCUUUCUCCUUAAAUUUCAGCAUCCUUGUUCUAGGUGCCCCUGUUUUCUUCACUUUAUACUAAUGACUCAAAAAAAAGAAUUAUUUUUAUAGGUUUUUUUUUCUUUUUUCUUUUUUCUUUUUUUUUUUUUUUUUUUUUUUUUUUUUUUUUUUUUUUUUUUUUUUUGCACUGCAGCAUGCCUAAUGAGGGGAAAGGGAAAGGUAAUUCACUUUCUGACAAUCACUUAAUUCAGAAGAAAAUGAGAUUUACUAAGUUGACUUACCUUACCGACCCCAGAGACCUGUUGCAUUAAGCAAUGUUAAGCAAUUGGGACUUAAAAUAUUUUAGUUUGUGUGAUUGCAUCUAGGCAGACGCCAGUCUGGACGAACUGAAAUGUUAAAUUUCUUGGCAACUUUGCAUUCACACAGAUUAGCUGUGUAAUUUGUGUGUGUCAAUUACAAUUAAAAGCACAUUCUUGGACCAUGA
Molecule: messenger RNA, 2849 nt
Organism: Psammomys obesus (fat sand rat)
Lineage: Eukaryota; Metazoa; Chordata; Mammalia; Rodentia; Muridae
Gene: Fzd4
Product: frizzled class receptor 4
Exons: 2
Coding region: 141-1754 (537 amino acids)
Biological process (GO): non-canonical Wnt signaling pathway; retina vasculature morphogenesis in camera-type eye; canonical Wnt signaling pathway
Cellular component (GO): plasma membrane
Molecular function (GO): Wnt-protein binding; Wnt receptor activity
Source: RefSeq, a predicted model, not a curated record